Messenger RNA from Dreissena polymorpha, 2056 nucleotides. RefSeq names its product histone-lysine N-methyltransferase 2D-like. Lineage: Eukaryota; Metazoa; Mollusca; Bivalvia; Myida; Dreissenidae. The record is from RefSeq and is a predicted model, not a curated record. Bases 243 to 722 code for a protein of 159 amino acids. The transcript has 2 exons.
AUAAGUUGCACACUACAUCGUCUGGCGCAGGACAUUAGACAUUUGCUGCUGCCUUUUCAAGGAUUUUACCUGCAAAUUAUUGUAAAAAGGUCUGAUAGUCAGGCAGACUGCAUCGGAUCUGAAUUAUUCUGAAAUUGUGUGGGUUCUUGAAUAUUUGUGGAGGAGAAAUACUGGUUAUUAAUAAUAUUGCUUUAUUGGGCAUUCGAUAUAUUCUUUGUAUCCAAGAACGUGUCAUAUCCAAGAUGGCGGAGGAAGGAUCUAUCCCCGUUCGAGAAGAAGAGGAAAUGAGCCCCAUGCCGGAACGGGAGGAGGUGGAGUCCAUGCCGGAUGCGGAGGAGGUGAGCCCAAUUCCGGAAGUGGAGGCGGUGAAUCCCGUACCGGAAGAGGAGGCGGUCAGCCCCGUGCCAGAAGGGGAUGAGGAGAGCCCCGUACCGGAAGCGGAGGCAGUGAGUCCCGUACCGGAAGAGGAGGAGGUGAGCCCCGUGUCGGAAGGGGAAGAGGUGAGCCCCGUACCGGAAGAGGAGGCAGUGAGUCCCGUACCGGAAGAGGAGGAGGUGAGCCCCGUGCCAGAAGGGGAAGAGGUGAGCCCCGUACCGGAAGAGGAGGCAGUGUGUUCCGUACCGGAAGGGGAGGAGGUGAGCCCCGUACAGGAAGGGGAGGCAGUCAGUAUUGAACCAGAAGAGGAAGAUGUCAGUCCCGUGACAGAGGGGGAGCAGGUGUAACCCUUAACUGACUGUGAUCACCGAAGGAAGUGGCCCCUCUACAGUUUUGACAGAACCGACAUUGGUUUUAACGUUAAUUCUGCAACCCGGGCAUUGCUUCUUAUUUGUAUAUCGAUAUCAAGGCAAUUGUUUCUACACAUUUCUUUAAGUUAAUAUAACCAUGAAAACCCGCAUAAGAUGUGCUGUUUUCUCAAGCGGACUAGUUAUACAAUUAAUUCUAUCUGCUAAAUGAUGUCUGUAAUGUGAAUCGAUUACCGUUGAUCUUACUUUGUGCUGCAUCUGUACAUGUUUUGCACAUAAUUGGCCAUGAAUCUCCACUCAAAAUUCUACAAAAAAUCGGAUAUAGAUGUAUAACGUGCAUACAGUAUGUAUCUGCAGUAACUGAACUUAUUUGCGAAAAUAAGAAAUAGCGUCAUAUUAUGACAUUGCUGUUUUCUGAAUUCGGUAUUUAAAACAAGUUCAAUGACAUUAUGAAAUACCAUUUAGUAAUGCAUGCCCGAUUGGCAAUAAAAGUAGUAAACUAUUUUAUGUCCGUUGAAUAAUGUUAGAGAAGUAUCAUGCGUGGGUGAAUGAUUAGUGAUAUAGAAUUAGAAUAUUAAUGUUCUGUUUGCUUGAUUAUGUUAGAGAAUUGUACAUGUUCAUGUUUGCUUGACUUAAAUUAUAAGAAAUUAAUGUGUGUUAAAAAUUAGUUGAUGAAUUGAUUUCUAUAUCUACCAUGUCUGUGUGCUCAUAAUUAAAUAACUAAGAUUGUUAUGUGCUAGUUAAAUGAGUAAAUCUAUAUUACAUGAAACAUUUAUGUGCUUGAUAAAAAGUUAUUAAACAUUUGCGCUUGAUGAAUGAGUUUCUAGCAUAUCAUGUAUUUGUACUUCGUGUUAAAGUAAACAAAAAAAUGCUUAAUACAUUAUGGAGACAUUGCGUAUUUUUUUUAAUUUAAGAGCAUAAUAAGUUUUGUUUAAUAGCAAUUUACUAAAUUCCUGUUAGAAAAAGAGUAUGUAUUUCAUGUAUGAUUAAUCAAAGCAUAUGGGUAUAAAUUUGACACAUUGUAUUAUGUGAAUAUUGUUUAAUAGGUAUUACUGCAUCUAUAAGAAACCAUGAAAGAUAUGUGUAUAUACUAUUUGCCCAAUGAGAAAAUAUGAACUGGUGUUUUUUCGGAUGUCUUGAUUUACAGAAGAUCUUGUUAGGAACACAAGGUUACCUUCCAGCUUCCUGAAUAUUAUAACACGGUAUUCAGUUUCUUACCACAUUAAUCAAUGUUGUGAUUUCAUUUUUGACUCUUGUUGCACCAAUGGUUGUGAAUUGUUUAUAUUGUUAAUUUUAUUAAAUCUUUCUCCAUU